AUGGACAAGCUGGUCGUGUGCCUGAUCCACGGCUACGCCAUCGGCGGCGGCCUGCAAUUGGCGCUCGCUUGCGACAUCCGGGUGUGCACGCGAUCGGCCAGGAUGGGCCUUCCGGCAAUCAAGGAAGGACUGAUCCCCGGCCUCGGCACCUUUCGCCUCGCGCGCUACGUCGGACUCGGCCGCGCCAAGUCGCUGAUCAUCCGCGGCAACAUGAUCGACGGCGCCGAGGCGGAACGUAUCGGGCUGGUCGACCAUCUGGUCGGCGACGACACCGCGUUCGAGGAGUUCGAGAACUGGCUCGCCGAGUACGCGUCGUCCAAUUCGGCCGGCUGCCGCGCGUCGAAGCAGAUGCUGGCCGACUGCUUCGACCUCGGCUGGGAAGCCUUCUUCCACAAGUACCUGGUGCUGCAGGAAAAGGCGGUGGCCGCACCCGACUUUGCGGAGGCAAUGGAUGCCUACAAGGCCGGCCGCAAUCCACGCUGGGAGUAG
Molecule: messenger RNA, 489 nt
Organism: Geodia barretti
Lineage: Eukaryota; Metazoa; Porifera; Demospongiae; Tetractinellida; Geodiidae
Source: the annotation of a GenBank genome assembly